UACACAGAUAAAAAUUAUUUACAAAAUUAUUAAUUUCAAUAUAUGUAUAUGUAGUUUGUUUUUAUAAUCUUACUUCAGAUUGCUCAAAAUCGAAUUUUCACCAUUUACGCUGACCUAUCUUAACUGCAUAACUCAGAAGAGUAGCGGCAGCGACCGAACAGUGUUUUAUCAUUCUUUUUCAGAGAACCUGAGAAUACCACUUAGAAUAAUUUAGAAUUAUAUAUACGGGAAAAAAAGGAAUGACCUGGUGAAUUCCAGCACUUGAAGUUUAUAUUUGAUUACAAAAAAAAAUUCUUUCCUUUUCAUCAAUGAGUCUACGCGGAAUCGCUUUGGUUAAGAAACAAUUUUUUUCUAAAAGCUUUUGCUCUACUACAAUCAGAUAUAAUGUGAAACCCGAUGGCUUUCGUCGUUUUUGGAAAAACACAUCCGUCUCCAAUGAGGAUGGAAAAACAGUUGUGAAAUUGGAUGGACGAUCUUUAAAAACACCUAACGGCAAAGUAUUGGAAAUUCCUACUACUAUGCAGCCUUUGGCUCAUUUAGUCGCCCUUGAGUGGGAUCGUUUGCCUACAAGUUCGAUUCGUCCUCAUAUGCUUCCUGUUACAUCGCUUUUCUCGAGAGCGAUGGACGUAUCAGAGAUAGAAAGUGAAAGGGAAAAGGUUUUUGACCAAGUUUCAAAGUUUAUUGAUACUGAUACCGUUUUGGUUUACGCACCUACUGAAGAGUAUGAAGGAAAACUUCUCAAAGAACAGAUAAAGAAGUGGCUUCCGUUAAAGAAGGCAUUUGAAGAAAAGUUUGACGUUCAAUUGAAUCAUCUAGAUGGCGAUUGUGGGCUCAUCGCAUGCAAACAAUCUGCUGAAACGCAUAAUAAGAUUCAGAAAUGGUUGAGUUCAUUAAAUGCUUGGCAAUUGGCCGCCUUCGAACGAUGUGUUGCCUCAAGUAAAAGCUUUAUUUUGUCAGCGCUACUACUUCAAGGCGAGUUAUCAACUGAGGAAGUAGUUGAACUAACAAACUUGGAACUUUGCUUCCAAACGAAUAAAUGGGGUACUUUAGAAGAUGUACAUGAAAUGGAUCACCAUGAUUUGAGACAAAAAGUUUCAAGUUCAGCACUAAUUUUUCGAUUUGCAAACACCCCCAACUAAAUAAUGAUACAGAAUUUUUUCUUUCAGAUUGUUCUUCAGUUGCCUCUUUCAUACAAAAAAAAGCUAGUAGAAAAAUCCCUUGCGUAAACGCUAUUUUGAGAAUCUUAAUAGAAAUUAAAUAGAAAUUAUUAAAAAGGAUGAGCAAAGAUUAUAUAA
Messenger RNA from Schizosaccharomyces octosporus yFS286, 1295 nucleotides. Its product is annotated as F1-ATPase chaperone Atp12. The coding region runs from base 309 to 1139 and encodes 276 amino acids. Gene Ontology annotation, cellular component: mitochondrion. The record is from RefSeq and is a predicted model, not a curated record. The transcript has 2 exons. Lineage: Eukaryota; Fungi; Ascomycota; Schizosaccharomycetes; Schizosaccharomycetales; Schizosaccharomycetaceae. Gene Ontology annotation, biological process: mitochondrial proton-transporting ATP synthase complex assembly.